AUGUAUUCCCUGCUCUCAAACUUAACAUCCUACCUCCCGCAACAUGAAGGAAUCCUCCCUAAAUGGAUGCUCUUCAUCUCCCUUGUCGCUCUAGGAAACUCAGUUCAAUCCUAUCUCACCAUCUCUUACACCGCACGUCUGUAUGCUGGUCCAAAACUCCCGAAGCCAAUUCUCUCCAGCACCGACAAAUCCACCUCUAAGCCUCCUUCAAACUCCCCAGCGACACCUCUUCAGUCCCGAACUUUCGGAACUUGGACUCUGAUCCAGUCUCUUGUGCGCAUUUACGCCGCCUACAAUAUUUCCAAUCCGCAGUUCUACGAGUUGGCUUUUCUGACAUACGUUGUCGCGUUUUGGCACUUCAUGAGCGAAUGGUGGAUCUUUGGCACUGCGAGGAUAGGAGAGGGAUUGAUCUUCCCCGUUACGAUUGCGUCGAGUACCUUGGUGUGGAUGUGGCUCCAGUGGGGAUUCUAUGUGCAGUAA
Messenger RNA from Cadophora gregata, 480 nucleotides. RefSeq names its product ergosterol biosynthesis protein (gene ERG28). Gene Ontology annotation, molecular function: protein-macromolecule adaptor activity. Gene Ontology annotation, cellular component: membrane; endoplasmic reticulum. Bases 1 to 480 code for a protein of 159 amino acids. The record is from RefSeq and is a predicted model, not a curated record. NCBI's taxonomy places the organism in Eukaryota, Fungi, Ascomycota, Leotiomycetes, Helotiales, Ploettnerulaceae. The transcript has 2 exons.